AUGGGACUUCCAGCUUCGUUGACACACACCCCGACGGAAACCACUCCCGUUAGGACACACUCUCAGGAAGUUGUUUCACCGAACUUGCCUGCUAUACCGGUUCUAGACCGAGUAUCUGCACAGUCCCGUGCGUCACCUGCUCCGUCACCAACGCAUACAACCUCCUUCCACCAAUCGCAGCCAAGCGCGGACUCGACGAGCUAUGUGCAAACCUCAAGAAGUUCGCGGCUUGGACACGAGCGAUACCCGAGCCAAGGGAUAGCCAAUGGGAGCAGCACGAUCACGUCUAGUUGGCCGCCGCAGGACGAGGAGCCAGAGAUUGUGCCCACCGGAUUUGACGAGGGUGUGCUACGGGCGCUGUGUGAGCUGGACUGCGGAGUUCCAUUACUACUCGAUCGAAUAAAGCAGGGCACUGUGUCUUGCAGGGAGGUUGCAACCUUCUUCAAGAAACGCGCCGCCCUUGAGGAGGACUAUGGCCGCAAUCUCCAGAAACUCUCACGACUCACUGGAGAGCAAUAUUCGCUGAGCGAGGGGAAAGCUGGCACUUUCGUCAACUCAUGGCAUUCUGCCAUGCGCAUACAUGAGAUUCUUGCCGAGAAUCGGAUACGGUUUGCCAUGCGAUUGAAUGAAAUGAGUGAUGAACUUCUCAAUCUAGCGAAGGAGGUCGAGAAGAACCGAAAACAGAGUAAGGAGCUGAGCAAUCGAUAUGAGAGGACAUUGCAGGAUGCGGAGGUUGCCACAGACAAGGCCAAAGCACGAUUUGACUCGAAUGCGGAGGAGCUGGAGCGGCUGUUGGUGAUGAAGGAGGGAGAGACUAUGAAAGAGGCGGGGAUAACACCUCGUACCGGUGAUAGAGGAGGGCAAUCCGGGAAGCGGGUAUUGGGGAAGGCCAUUAACAAGGGUGGCAUGCUGUUGAAAGGCAAGAACCCAGCAUCGCUAAUGCGCCAAGAGGAGGAUGUACGAAAUAGGUUAACAACGUCCUCGGACACGUACCGCAAAGCGCUCCUUGAGGCGCAGCACAUCCGACAGGAAUAUUUCAACUUCCAGUUACCUCGGAUAUUACGGUCACUCAAAGAAUGUUCUGAUGAGGUUGAUCUCGGGACACAAUAUCACCUUUCCCGUUAUGCACACCUGUACGAAAACACUCUCCUCACCGACGGGCAGGUAUUAGCACCUGUGCCCCACCCUGAUUCGACCAUUGAUGGGGCAGGUAUCAAAGAUAUCAUGGAGAACAUCGACAGUAGAGGGGAUUUUAAGGUGUACAUGCAGAACUACGCCAUUGCAAACAGUACACCUCGGGGACCAAGGAGAGAGGGGCCACCGGAAGAGCAAUAUAUAUCAUUCACUCCCACACAUGCCACAAAGCCGUCAAGCGACAAACUGACUAUGUCACCCGAGAAGAUUUCUGCGACGACGUUCGGUGUCGAUCUGGGAGAGCAGAUGACACGAGACAACGUCGAGGUGCCACGGAUCUUAGAGAGAUGUGCGGGGGCUAUCGAGAUGCAUGGGCUGCAGUCGGUUGGAAUCUACCGUCUCUCGGGCACGACAUCUCGAGUAAACAGGUUAAAGGCGUCUUUCGACAGGGGUAAGUACGUCGAGACCUCAUUACUAGACGAAGAGGCUUCGACGGACGUGAAUAUCGUCUCCGGCGCUCUAAAGCUCUGGCUCCGCGAGCUCCCAGAGCCGCUAUUCACGCACUCUCUCUACCCGGGAUUCAUCGAAGCCGCCAAGAUCGACAAUGACCGAUUACGACAUAUCCGGUUGCACGAGCGAGUAAACGAUCUACCAGACGCGAACUACGCCACGCUCAAGUUUCUUAUGGGGCACUUACAUAAGGUGCAGCAGCACUCGGACGUCAACCAAAUGCGGAUUAGCAAUCUGAGCAUUGUCUUUGGCCCGACGCUGCUAGGACCGCCGUUGGGUGGCAUGCCCGGCGUCGAGAGCGGUGCUGCAAUUACAGAUCAUCAAUGGCAGAGCCGGGCAGUGGAGACUAUCCUUGAGCACUAUUUGGACAUCUUUGUGGAGGACGGCGAGGAAGUACAAUAA
Messenger RNA from Dacryopinax primogenitus, 2046 nucleotides. Its product is annotated as RhoGAP-domain-containing protein. The coding region runs from base 1 to 2046 and encodes 681 amino acids. The record is from RefSeq and is a predicted model, not a curated record. Lineage: Eukaryota; Fungi; Basidiomycota; Dacrymycetes; Dacrymycetales; Dacrymycetaceae. Gene Ontology annotation, biological process: regulation of GTPase activity; signal transduction. The transcript is spliced from 11 exons. Gene Ontology annotation, cellular component: cytoplasm.